ACAAGUGAAUAGGAAACAUGCACAUAUUUUAAUAUAAUUUAAUAUAAGCUUGCCUUUGUCACUAUGCAUUUUUUGUGAUUUAAAUCCAAAGCUGGAGUUUAUCAAGGAUGGUUGGGAAUAAAAAUAAAAAAAUUUCAGUUUAGGACAAACACAAACCACAUUCACCGUUUAUUGUUUCACUAAUGGCUCUUUCCUGCACGUUGCAUGCCACUGUUCACAGGCUAUUUGUCAUUUUUAAAUCAUAAUGGGGUGGAGGGUGGUCAGUUGUUGGACAUUUUCUUCACCUUUGUAUUUGCCUAUGGCAUCUACCUAUUUGCCUAUUGUGUAGAAUAAAACAUCCGUGUAGAGUAAAAAAAAAAGUCCAUUUCCAUCUGUACUGCCAGAAUGUGGAACUCCUCAGUCUGCUGUGCUUUCGAGUCCCCUAUUUUGUACAUAGUUCUACCCCCUAUACUUAUCACAGAGUUCAUUUUUGGCCUCACAGGGAACAUUUUGGCCCUCUGCAUGUUUGCCUUCCAUGUGGAGGAGUGGAAGCCAAACUCUAUCUACCUGGCAAACUUGGCCGUGGCCGACUCAGUGGUGCUCUUCUUCGUGCCGUUCAGAGCUGACUACUACAUCAGAAGCCAGGACUGGAUCUUCGGAGAUGCCUUCUGCCGCAUCCUGCUCUUCCUCCUUGCAGCCAACAGGACUGCCAGCAUCUUCUUCCUCACCGCUGUGGCUGUGGACCGUUACCUGAAGAUUGUGCACCCACUACACCGUAUAAAUCGAAUGAGCCUGAGCUACGCCAUGUGGGUCUCUGCAGGCCUAUGGACUAUGGUUUUACUUCUCUCAACUCAGUUACUGGGCACGUCGCACUUUUUUAGCGUCGGCAGCCGUGUUCAGUGCGAGAGCUUCAACAUAUGCUUGGACAAAAAUCCACUGUCGAUUUGGAACAAUGCCUUUUAUGUGAUCCAGUUCUGCAUUCCAGGUAGCAUCAUCAUCUUCUGCACAGCCUGCAUUACAUGGCAGCUGAAGACUAAGACCAUGGACACCACAGGCAAGGUCAAGAGGGCAGUCCAGUUCAUUUUCGUCGUCGCCAUGGUCUUCCUCAUCAGCUUCUUUCCAAGCACUGCUUCACGGGUCGCUGUUUGGGUCCUGAAGGCCUGGUACAAAGAGUGUUCAUACUUCUUUGAGGCAAAUCUGGCAUUUUAUAUUUCAGUCUGCUUCACCUAUUUGAAUAGUACACUAAAUCCUCUGGUUUACUACUUUUCCACUCCUGCAUUCAGUGGUGUCAUACAGAAACUUUUCAGGAGACUCACAGGGCAAAAAGAAAAGGUGUCUUUAUGAACAGCCUAGAGUAACAAAGAAAUUAAGUAAAAAAUUUAAAUAAAAAAAAAAAUGCUAUUAUUACAUAUAAUAAAGAUUCCUUUAAGAAGUCUACAGAUAAAAGUUUCAGUACUGUAAUCUUAUUUAGGUUUCUUCCUCAUAUCGUCUCAGGGACUUUUUUCUUGCCACCAUUGCCUCAUUGGCUUGCUCAUUAAGGAUAAAUGUAAAUUAAAAAUGUUAACUUUAUAAUGUUUACUCUGAUUUUUUAUAUUCCUGUCCAUCUGCAUUGCAACAAUGUCCAUUGUUAAAAAGUGCCAUUCAAAUAACAGAGAAUUGAAUUGAAUUUAGCUUUUUGUUCUAGCAAACUAGAGUCUGAAAGACCAGGUGGUCGGAGCAUUAACUGUGUAAAACACUACAUUAGGACUAUAAGGUAAUACAAGGUAAUGCCACCAUUUUGUGACAUCUGGACUCAUAUUGACUUGCAAAGUGUCUCAUCGCAUGCUAAGCUUGACAACAAUGAGGCAGUUUGCAUAUUUUUUAUGUAAUCUUUCCAUGGGAAUGUAGACCAAUAUUCAAAAAUUGAAAGACAUUCAUUUACAUUUUAAAGGUGGAGUGAAUUAAGAAUAGGCAAAAGCAAGAAUUCCCUCAUUCCCACACACCUGUGACGACUUUAAGUAAAAUAUAUACCACAAUGUAAACUAUGUGGAUGGUUAAAAUGUCCUGAUGGCACCAGUAAUUGGAGUUCUUUCAUUUUCAUCUUUGUUCUUCUUCAAUUUUUAGGUAAAUGUUGGGUAUUUAGACAAUUCAGAAUUCUGAUGGUUAUUUCUUUUUUCUGUAUUUAGUCAUGAA
Hemibagrus wyckioides is the source of this 2151-nucleotide messenger RNA. RefSeq names its product hydroxycarboxylic acid receptor 2-like. The transcript has a single exon. Bases 385 to 1323 code for a protein of 312 amino acids. Lineage: Eukaryota; Metazoa; Chordata; Actinopteri; Siluriformes; Bagridae. The record is from RefSeq and is a predicted model, not a curated record. Gene Ontology annotation, biological process: G protein-coupled receptor signaling pathway. Gene Ontology annotation, cellular component: membrane. Gene Ontology annotation, molecular function: G protein-coupled receptor activity.